AGCUCCCCGGCCUGGGAGUGGCCGCUCUAGGCAGCGGGGAGGGCGCAGGGUUAAGGGAGUUUGGAGACCGGCGCGGCCUCUCCUCUAUGGUCGUGGGCCGGGGGCACCCUCCUCCGCAGGCAAACCUAGGUUACCUCCGGAAGUGAAGCCGCAACCUCUCCCUCCGCUUCCGCGGGGAUCCUGGCAGGGGGCGACAGCAGGGACGGCUCCGGGAUGAGCUCGGCGAAACCGAUGCUCUUCCAGGUGGCUCAGUCCCGCGGUUUUGCUGUGCACUUCCAUCCUGCCGCGUUCAGCCGUCAUUAGUCUGCAGUUUUGCAGGCUUUUCCAACUCAGACAUGCUUCCUGUCGGCUGUGAACGAGAUUUAAUGAUGCUUCACAGCCGUUUUCCGACUCUGACAUUUUCUGUGUCUGUGGAGCCCCUUAGUUGCUGAGAGAUGGAGCAAUUGCCACAAAAUGAUCUGAACACAGAGAGCCAUAGGGAAGAUGACCCUGUCACGAGCACUAGCCCUCAGAUUUCUGUCAGUGAAUUCUCCUGCCACUGCUGUUACGACAUCCUGGUUAACCCCACCACCUUGAACUGUGGGCACAGCUUCUGCCGGCACUGCCUCGCUCUGUGGUGGGCCUCUUCCAAGAAAACAGAAUGCCCAGAAUGCCGAGACAAAUGGGAAGGUUUCCCCAAAGUCAAUAUUCUCCUCAGGGAUGCCAUUGAAAAGUUAUUUCCCGACGCCAUUAGAAUGCGAGUCGAAGACAUUCAGCAGAAUGAUGACAUCGUCCAGAGUCUUGUGGCCUUUCAGAAGUAUGGGAGCGAUCAGAUUCCUUUCGCUCCCCACACAGGCCAAGCGCCUCAGCAGAGAGGCGGGGGAUUCUUUUCGGGUGUGCUCACGGCUCUAACUGGCGUGGCUGUGGUCCUGCUGGUGUAUCACUGGAGCAGCAGGGAAUCCGAGCACGACCUCCUGGUCCACAAGGCAGUGGCCAGGUGGACAGCAGAAGAAGUUGUCCUCUGGCUGGAGCAGCUGGGCCCCUGGGCCUCUCUCUACAGAGACAGGUUUUUAUCUGAAAGAGUAAAUGGCAGGUUGCUCUUAACUUUGACAGAGGAAGACUUUUCCAGGGCGCCAUACAGCAUAGAAAAUAGCAUCCACCGAAGAGCCAUCCUCAUGGAACUGGAGCAAGUCAAAGCACUCGGCGUGAAGCCACCCCAGAACCUCUGGGAAUAUAAGGCCGUGAACCCCGGCAGGUCGCUGUUCCUGCUCUACGCCCUCAAGAGCUCCCCCAGGCUCGGCCUGCUGUACCUCUACCUGUUCGACUACACGGACACCUUCCUGCCCUUCAUCCACACCAUCUGCCCUCUGCAGGAAGGCGGCUCCAGCGAGGACAUCAUCACCAGGCUGCUGGAUCUGAGGGAACCCACGUGGAAGCAGUGGAGAGAAUUCCUGGUGAAAUACUCCUUCCUUCCGUACCAGCUGAUUGCCGAAUUUGCUUGGGACUGGCUGGAGGUCCAUUACUGGACGUCACGGUUUCUUAUCGUCAAUGCCAUGUUACUCUCAGUUCUGGAAUUAUUCUCCUUUUGGAGGAUCUGGUCAAGAAGUGAACUGAAGACUGUGCCUCAGAGGAUGUGGAGCCAUUUCUGGAAAGUGUCCACACAGGGGCUUUUUGUGGCCAUGUUCUGGCCCCUCAUCCCUCAGUUUGUGUGCAACUGUCUCUUUUACUGGGCCCUGUACUUUAACCCAAUUAUUAACAUUGAUCUUGUGGUCAAGGAGGUCCGACGGCUGGAAACCCAGGUGUUGUGACCACCGCUGCCCGGGCUCCGAGGGACUCUUCCGCCUCCCCGCCGGCCCAGCUCGGAUGCUCAGGCGCGGGAGAGAGCGGGCUUCCUCCGUUCUGCCCCGAGGACACGAGGUGCUGCUUGGUCUGUCAGAGGCUGCAGCCGCCCCUCUCUCCCUCUGCCUGUGGCAGCAACGAUCGGCGGCCCAGAGAGUGGCCGACAUGGCAGCAGCACCUCCCACCCAGCCGCCCUCCUCGCAGGGACUCGGGAGGCGCAGCCCACGACAGCUGGCAAGGACCCGGGAGGACCCGGACUGGGUCGCACCCCCCUUGCCCUAAACUGUGAUGGGCAAAAGGCUCCUGGGGCACAUCGGAGCCCUGAGACCAAGCCCAGGGCCAGCCUGUCCUCUAGGUCAAGUUUAGGAAAACAGGAGGUUUUAUCAUAGGCAUAGGCAGUCGCACAUAAAACGUUCAGAGGAAAAACCAAAAUCCGGUCAACAAUCCUGUCUCACUGAAGAUGGCUAGGAGGUCUCAGGGGGAAACCUGAAAAAGGAUUCUGUUUGAGACGAGGAUGACGGCUCCACUUGUCAUCCCUGCUUGCUGCUUGUAAUCGUAGAAAGUCAGGAACCCUGUCUCAGAAGGGAUUGAGUGGGAUGACAGGCAGCUAAUGGAGAGCAGUUCACAUCAGGCUGAAGUGCCUCAGGGCUACCCAAAGUUGUUGUUUUACGGGGUUGCUUGUUGUUUUGCUUUUUGAUUUUUUUUUUUUUUUUUUUGUCCACACCCACAUCAGGCGGAAGUUCCCAGGCCAGGGAUCAAACCUGCGCCGUGGCAGGCACCCAGGCCCCUGCAGUGACGAUGCUGGAUCCUUCACCUGUUGUGCCAUAAAGGAACUCCUGCGUUUAGUUUUUAAGGAUUCAGUCUAAAAAUCCAGGCUAGUCCAUUUGUUUAAGGAAACGUUUUGUACAUUGACCUCACACUGUAUAAUCUUUAUUAUCCUAUUCUGAUAUGCCAAACAACAAGUAUAACUACACCAAGUGCUGUAAUUGUAGAUACGAGAGGAACUAUGGCUGUUGACUUCCUUCCAGUGUGACAACAGCAGGUGUGAAUUGUGAUACAUCUGAAGACUGGCCCUGCAGAGAUGAGCUUGCAUCCAAAGUGUUUUUUGGUGACUCCAUGAACUAUUCAUUAACCCUUUGUAUCUUUGACGAUUCCACCCCACCUUUACAUCUGAAAGUUUGAAGAAAUUACCUGAAACUAAAAUAAAGGUUUUAUAUAUAUAUAUA
Phacochoerus africanus (Common warthog) is the source of this 3044-nucleotide messenger RNA. It is a transcript of the gene BFAR, whose product is annotated as bifunctional apoptosis regulator. The coding region runs from base 435 to 1787 and encodes 450 amino acids. Lineage: Eukaryota; Metazoa; Chordata; Mammalia; Artiodactyla; Suidae. Gene Ontology annotation, biological process: proteasome-mediated ubiquitin-dependent protein catabolic process. Gene Ontology annotation, molecular function: protein binding; ubiquitin protein ligase activity. The record is from RefSeq and is a predicted model, not a curated record. Gene Ontology annotation, cellular component: nucleus. The transcript is spliced from 9 exons.